AUGGUUUCAUUUCUUUUUUUUCAGUCAGCCUUAUUUAACUUCCAAAGUUUAUUGACAGUGUUAUUGUUGUUGAUAUGUACAUGUACCUAUCUUCGAUCUAUAAUGCCAAGUAUCAUAGAUAGAAAUAAAACUGGGUUUUUGGGUAUAUUUUGGAAGUUUGCUAGAAUUGGAGAAAGAAAAAGUCCCUAUGUAGGAGCUUGUUGUGUUGCCAUGGCAAUAAGUAUUUUAUUCUGGUCUUGA
Messenger RNA from Lottia gigantea (owl limpet), 240 nucleotides. RefSeq lists its product as hypothetical. Gene Ontology annotation, biological process: intracellular transport; protein secretion. The record is from RefSeq and is a predicted model, not a curated record. The coding region runs from base 1 to 240 and encodes 79 amino acids. The transcript has 3 exons. NCBI's taxonomy places the organism in Eukaryota, Metazoa, Mollusca, Gastropoda, Lottiidae.